AGUUGAAUGGCUCGUUGAAAGCUUGUUGUCUUCGCCUCCGCAGCUCAUUGGCUGAUCCUGCGGCUCUGGCGGAGGGCCGCGCCGGAAGCAGCAGCUGCGCCGCCGCGGAUGGAGUGUCGAUCCGCCGCCGUGUCGUCCCUCAGCUGGGCGCUGGUGGUCGGCGGGGCGGCCUUCCUGCUGCGGCAGACGCGCCGCUGCGGACAGUACGGCCGCUACGCGCAGCCGGGCGGCCGCUGCUGGCCCGCCGGCCCGGCCUGGUUCCUGCAGGAGGUUCCGGCCUUCCUGGUUCCGCUGCUGCUGCUGCUGCUGGGUUCUGCAGAACCGGGCUCUGGCACCGGGAGGUCGCUGCUCGUCUGGAUCUUCAUGCUGCACUACUUCUACAGGAGCUGCAUCUACUCCCUGCUGACCCGCGGACAGCCGGUUCCUCUGAAGAUCAUCUGCUCCUCCGUCGUCUUCUGCUCUCUGAACGGCUUCCUGCAGGGACACCACCUGCUGCACUGCGCUCACCUGCAGCACACCUGGCUGACCGGCGCUCGCCUCUCUGCAGGUGUUCUGGUGUUUGCUGUCGGUCUGACCAUCAACAUCCACAGUGACCAUAUCCUGCGUAACCUGAGGAAACCUGGGGAGUACGUCUACAGGAUCCCCCGCGGGGGGAUGUUUGAGUUAGUUUCUGGUGCCAACUUCUUUGGGGAGAUCACCGAGUGGUGCGGCUUCGCCCUCGCUGCUUGGUCCUUUCCAGCCUUCGCCUUUGCCUUCUUCACCAUCUGCUCCAUCGGGCCCAGAGCCUACCAUCACCACAGGGACUAUAAGCGGAGGUUUGAGGACUACCCCCGCUCCAGGAAAGCCAUCAUUCCCUUCAUUCUGUAGGGAUGGAGGCCCGACCCGUGAGAACUGGUACCUUCUGCAUGGAGGCUUUUGCAGUUCCUCCUCCUCAGAGAACCGGUACAUGCUCCAUAAAUCCAACCCAGAACCGUCCUGGUGCUCCUCCGUCACUGUGAGGUUCGGAUCCUUCACAGAACUGGACCGGUACAGGCUGACGUUCCCUCCAUCCAGGACUGGGUAUAGGUCAAGGGUCAGGACCCGCACAUCCUGGACUCAAACUAUCCAGGCUUUUACCAUCAGGUGGCGCCACAGAGUCAUCUGCUGCUCUGCAGUGAAACUAAAUAAGCAGAUUUGAAAUGUUACAACCUGAUAUUUUCUUUAAAAAUGGCUCUAUAUUCACAUAUAUGUACUUUUUAUUUUCUUAUUUCCUCUAAACUUUAUGUAUUUGUCUUCAUGUCGGUACUCCAUCAGAAUAAACAUUAAAGCUGAUUCAGACUGUGA
This is a messenger RNA of Xiphophorus hellerii (green swordtail), 1323 nucleotides long. Its product is annotated as 3-oxo-5-alpha-steroid 4-dehydrogenase 2-like. Bases 109 to 867 code for a protein of 252 amino acids. Gene Ontology annotation, biological process: steroid biosynthetic process. Gene Ontology annotation, molecular function: 3-oxo-5-alpha-steroid 4-dehydrogenase activity. The record is from RefSeq and is a predicted model, not a curated record. The transcript has 5 exons. Lineage: Eukaryota; Metazoa; Chordata; Actinopteri; Cyprinodontiformes; Poeciliidae. Gene Ontology annotation, cellular component: membrane.